AUGGUGCUAACCAUCAGCACCACCGAUCAGCACCACGCCGUCAGGAGGCAGUUGGUGGUGUACCACGCUGCUUCCCAUCAGCUGUAUAACAUCUGUAAGAGGAAGAAGAAGAAGAAGAAGAAUUGUGAUUGGAUUUUACGGCAGUUUCCCAAACACCGUCUCGUUUACGGCAGAGGGGUCUGUUCGCUGAGCAUUACCGGCUGUGAGAAGACGGCGCUCCUGAGCGUGUUGGCGCUCCCGCUGCUGAGGGCCGUUGGACCGAGGGCCGUCUCCAUGGCGUCUGAGACGUACGCGGCGGGCACUCACUCCGCCGCCUUCGUCACCUGCCCCAACGAGGCCGUGGCCAAAGACCUGGCCAGGGCCAUCGUGGAAAAGAAGCUGGCCGCCUGCGUCAACAUCGUCCCCGCCAUCACGUCCGUAUACGAGUGGCAGGGUAAGAUCGAGGAGGACACCGAGGUGCUGCUGAUGAUCAAAACCAGAAGCUCCAAGGUUCCCGCUCUGGCUGAAUACGUGCGGUCCAACCAUCCCUACGAGGUGGCCGAGGUCAUCAGCCUGCCCAUCGACCAGGGGAACCCGCCCUACCUCAAGUGGAUUGGACAAGUCGUCCCCGAGUGAGGACGCACAGAGGAUGACCUCAUCGGUUGCCCCCGGAGACGCAUGGAGACAAUAUGCCAAAACCUGUCACGUGAAUGAGUGACGCUCUGAUUAGAUUCAAAAUAUCUAAAAGGGUUCUCUCUUGUUGGGAGUCCUUUGAUUGGUUGAUAGGUGUUUCUCCAUCUCCUUGUUGACCUCUAGAGGGCGACCUCGGCCUUUGCAGAAUAAACUGCUGCAGCUCCAACUCGCCACAUACAUCUUUAAAUGGGUCAGAUUUCUCAUUUCGUCAGUGAGUGAAGCACUUUGCAAUAAAGUGGAUCCAUUUUUUAAUGGAUUUUAGCGGUUUCCUGUUGAUCAGCGUGUGUGAAGUGGAGUCACGCUCAUGUUACAUGUACACACUAAGGUCUCUUCUUUCAACACAUCACAUAACAGUAAAUGCACAUAACAAUGUCCUAGAGGAGCUGCAUGGAGAAUGGAAUAUCCUUUAUGGCUUCACAGAACUUGUUCUUCAUCCCAAAGUAUCUGCCACUAUUCGCAUCCAGUAGAGUUUUCGAAUUCACUAAAAGAACAUCAUGCUGCAAGAAGAAGAAGACUUGAAACUAGAGACUGAGACCAUAAACUCAUGUUUACAAUGUUUACUGAGGGAAUAAAUCAAGAGAGAAGUAGUCAUUUCCUCAUUUUCUCUCCACCUGCUGGUCACUACACAGAAUGCAGCUUCAACACAAGAAGCUCGGAGGACCAGAAGUGACCCGAGCUGCCUCUGCCUUUUGUUGAAAAUGAAGCUACUCAAAACCAUUCAAUUAGAGGUAAAUGAGCUCAUUUACCAGAAUGUCAAACCUUUCAAUCAACCUGCAUGAAUAAAAAAUGCGGAACACAACAUUAAAACUAAAAUGUGAGAAAG
Molecule: messenger RNA, 1495 nt
Organism: Pungitius pungitius (ninespine stickleback)
Lineage: Eukaryota; Metazoa; Chordata; Actinopteri; Perciformes; Gasterosteidae
Product: protein CutA homolog
Exons: 7
Coding region: 1-615 (204 amino acids)
Biological process (GO): response to metal ion
Molecular function (GO): copper ion binding
Source: RefSeq, a predicted model, not a curated record